AUGGGAAGCUUCAUCCUUUCCUGUCUUAUAUUGCUUAUAUUUGGCACUCUCUACCCUGCAUAUUAUUCUUACAAAGCCGUGAAAUCGAAGGACAUCAAAGAAUAUGUCAAAUGGAUGAUGUACUGGAUCAUAUUCGCGCUCUUCACGACAGCAGAGACAUUCACGGAUAUCUUUCUUUGCUGGUUUCCAUUCUACUAUGAACUCAAAAUAGCUUUUGUAGCUUGGCUGCUGUCUCCGUACACAAAAGGCUCCAGCCUCCUGUACAGGAAAUUUGUUCAUCCAACGCUGUCUUCAAAAGAAAAGGAGAUCGAUGACUGCCUUGUCCAGGCAAAAGACCGGAGCUACGAUGCCCUUGUGCACUUUGGGAAGCGGGGGCUGAACGUCGCAGCCACAGCAGCCGUCAUGGCAGCUUCAAAGGUCUCUCAGCUACUUCAUUUACACUUGUAUUUGGACCAGAAAAAAGGGCAGGGACAGGGCGCCCUGUCUGAGAGACUAAGGAGCUUUAGCAUGCAGGAUCUCUCGACGAUUCGUGGAGACAGCAGCAGCACUGUUCCUCCUUCGGUCACUGUACGAACAAGUAGCAAACAGAGCCAGCCAAAAACAUCCAGAAGUGCAUCAGAAGGCACUGGCAGCUCAGGCACCGCCUAGGAACCUUAGACCUCGCUUCAGGAAGAAAAGUACCUCGUCCUCUGCCACUGAAACAAUGUGAGUGCAAUGAGCCAAUAGCACCAAGAUCCACAGAAUGUCUCUCUUCUGCCUUAAAGAGCUACUCGUUAACAAUGUAGGAAACAGCAGUGGGAUGGAUGUGCUUUGAUGUACGGCAUUGUAGACACGGCCUUUCUCCCUCCUCUCUCUGUAUCCUUCUGUUACACGCUUCUCGCGUUUGUCCGUGACGUGGGUAGGACAGUCUGACAGACACCUGCAGGUUAAGAGUCCUUUUUUCAUUUGCAGAAUGUGCACCCACUCACGCUAAUCCUGUAAGGCUGUACAUUUACAAUUCUCAUUUGUGUCUGCAUAGCUCUAGCUCUGUGAAUGCACAGCGGAAACAAAAAUAAUCAGUUACUCAUGAUGAUACAUUGACAGUGUAUUUAUUUAUGGCUUUAUCAUUAAUGAAGUGGAUUUGCAGAACCCAUGGAUUUCUCUUUCCUCCCUUCCUCCUCAAGACUGUGAAUGAUGUAACAAAUGUCAAAGUACUUUGACUGUACAAAAUGUCCCAAGUUUCAUUAGCAAAAGCUGAGCUGCAACUCCAUUUCUCUUUCUGCAAGUAAAUCACAUGUUCUGAGAAAAUCAUUGUGCUGAAAACCAUCGAGACAGAACCACUUACAGAGGAUGAGGAAGAGACGGGCAAGAGAAAGUAAAUGGUGUCAACAAUGUAAUGAAGGAGGAGUCUUAAUUUCAAUCAGCCUGAGCCAGGAGAGUAUUGUGUGGAAAAUGAUGGCUGCUAGAAGAACUAGAUCGUAUCACUUGUGGCAAAUGUUCUACUGCCAGUUUUAACAUGCGAGCAAGCCAGGCUUGUACUAUCUGCAGCAACAGAAGUUAGAAUUGCUUUAGUGAUGCACUUCCAGGGGAAAACUCACCUUUCUCCCCUGCCUGGAACAGUGUCAGUCCCAGCACUCUGCUUUCCUGGUGAGGUGCUGCUGUUUUACUUGCACGAGCAGAGCAGGGCGCUGGGUCUGAGCGGCUUUUUGAAGCCUGGAGUUUCGCCUGUAGCAUGGAGUUUGGUUAGAAUCACAAGAACCAGAUGGAGUGGUGUAUUUGUAUCCCUAUAUAAAUGAGAAAUACAAAAGAAGAGGAAGAUGUGGUAGGGUUUGUGUUUUUGUGCUUCAUGUUGGUGUCUCUUGUAAGUGUUGAGCAUGUGAGAUUCACACAUAAGUUAAUUACGUGGCCCUUUGUGUUUGCUCUUGGACCUGUCACAUAGAUUAGAAAAACAUUUAGCAUUACGCAGAACAUGCCAUCACUAAUGGAUCAGUAACCGGGCUUGAUGAUGAACAGUACUGUUAAUCUAGUUCAGGUGCAGCAGUCCAGGAUGCCAACAGCCGGCUGGAGUGUAUCAGGCUCAGAGAUAAAUCUGAAGUGGCCUUUGAAACCUUUUCUCUGCCAGGUCUGCAUCGAUAUCCCAGCUGUCCCUGUCUGAUGGAUCCCUGUGGUUUCCCCCAGAGCUUCUGACAUAUGUGGGGAAGAGAGAAAUAAAUGAUGUGCAUGCACAAAUAUUUAUCUGACCUGGCUAGGAAGUGGAAAAAGCAAGCAGGUAUUUCCUGUGUCUGCCACGGUAUUUGGCCUCGUUACCUGAGAAUUUUAUUUCCUUUACCUGUGCUAAUUCAAUCAUAUUCUGCAAUAGGUAAGAAGAAAAAAAAUCUUCAGAAAGUAAAUAAAAAAAACAACAAACUUUUCUAAAUAGCAGUUAUAGAAGAGUCAGUCCUUGGAAGAUACUCAGCAAAAGCUUUGAGGAGCUAAGCUUAUGUGUUUUAUUUUUAAGCAGCUUUAGAGUAUAUUUGAUUUCUUUUGGCAAACAUUAAAAAGAAAUAGAAAAACUGCCUGCAAUGUUAGCAGAAAAUACAAUCCUGUUGCAAGCAAGCUAUGUUUCCCUGCUAUGCAAUGGGCUGCCAUAAGAUAAAAAAGCUGACAACUUUGCACUCAAUUAUGCCAAAAAAACCCCAACAACAUAGAGCUACAUAACAUCUGACAGAUUCUAUUCUCAGUCACGCUGUAUUAACAUUGAUUCUUACUAAAGUUAUUAAACGUGCGUCUAAUCUGCUGUUUUACUGUAAACUUGACUGUUUAGCAUUUCUUAAGUGCUGAGGUGAAAUUGUUGACAAGGGAGUUGCCUUAUAUCUCUCAAAACAUUCACUGUAUAAAUGAGAAAAAUAAACCUUUUCAUAUCUCUGGCAAAAAUGUAUUAAUUUAUCAACUGAGCUGUAUAUUUGUGUAUAGAUAGACAAGAAAUGUGAAUGCCUAACCACGUACACUUAGUUAGUGCUGUAGUGUUCUGUAUACAGAAGAGAACGGUCAUUUGCUUUUGAUUCCUCAUCUUCCACACACAGGUUGUUUACAGGUGUUGCCCCAAGUCUGUCAUUUCACUCUUCAGCUAUUUGCCUUCCUUUAGAAUAAACACCAG
Cariama cristata (Red-legged seriema) is the source of this 3115-nucleotide messenger RNA. RefSeq names its product receptor expression-enhancing protein 1-like. Gene Ontology annotation, cellular component: cytoplasmic microtubule; endoplasmic reticulum membrane; endoplasmic reticulum tubular network. Gene Ontology annotation, molecular function: microtubule binding. NCBI's taxonomy places the organism in Eukaryota, Metazoa, Chordata, Aves, Cariamiformes, Cariamidae. The transcript is spliced from 8 exons. The record is from RefSeq and is a predicted model, not a curated record. Bases 1 to 648 code for a protein of 215 amino acids. Gene Ontology annotation, biological process: endoplasmic reticulum tubular network organization.